Messenger RNA from Ostrinia nubilalis (European corn borer), 5653 nucleotides. RefSeq lists its product as uncharacterized. Gene Ontology annotation, molecular function: protein binding. The transcript has 10 exons. Bases 278 to 2728 code for a protein of 816 amino acids. NCBI's taxonomy places the organism in Eukaryota, Metazoa, Arthropoda, Insecta, Lepidoptera, Crambidae. The record is from RefSeq and is a predicted model, not a curated record.
UGCGCAAAGGUCGUGGAUUGUAGACGUGCGAAAAUAUUGGGAAUUUAUCGAAACACAAAUAACUCAGUUUCCAGGAACUCAGUGUUAUCUCAGUGUGCAUUAAAAAGAGUGUUUACUUGUUGUUGAUGUGCUAAAAUACUGGAUUGCGGUGCUUGUGCUGUGGAUCAGUGAAUCUACUUCAACUCGAAAGGAUUUUUUUUGCAUUCACUCACCGAUUAUUAUGUUUCUUCGAUUACUAAGAAUGCCCAGAGCUAAAUCCUAACGAACGACCACUAAUAUGGGUAGUGCAAAGGUAUCCAACGCGCAACCACAAAUAUCAAUGGCUGAGAACGACAAGAAAACCCUAAAAAAACUGCUCAAAGUCUUCUUCAAAAAGGACAAGAAAAAAGACAAACCCAGCGAAGAUGCAGUCAAAACAGAUAAAGAAAGAGACGGGAAUGUUAAUUCUAUCCCUGUCAACACAGUCGCGAACAUUCUAGAUAAAAUACAGUACAAACUGGAAGUCAAAAACGAAAAUGAGGAUGAGGAUGAUGAAUUAAACAACUUUUCGUUCAAAACAGUUCAAGAGGAAGCCAGGAAUGACAGAAUUGACUCACAAUCGUCAGAAGACAGUGGCUUUGCUGAGAAAUACGUAGAAGAAGUGCCAUCAGAUGAUGAUUGUAAAGAAAAAGACGAUGACGUCAUCCUAUCUCUGAAAAAACUUAACUUGGACGACAAAAAUACAGACAAAGACGAUGGAAUCGUCGACGCAUUUAACAAUUUGGAUAUCAACAACGAAAAAUGUCCUUUAUCGGUUAAAAACGACGUUGAUGACGAAACUGUUGACAAAUCUGAAGCUUCCAAUAAAACUGAGGAUGUUGAAAACCAGAAAUGUACUAAAGAGAAGCGGAAACAUAAAGUACUGUUGUGCAGAAAACCUAUAAAGACUAAAGUUGGAGAACCUAGGAAUGCGUGUCCAUACUAUGUACAGCAGUCAGAUCCUUGUAGACAGAUCCAAAUCAACAAGCACACGCUGACCGGUGGCCAAGUCAUUGUGAAUCAGACCAGACACAACGACUCCAUCGAGUUCGACAACGCCUUGAUCCAAGUCCAGCAAUCCUCACAGAACUCCCAGCACGAAUAUGGCGACGAAUGGAUCAACAUCGUCUCCGACGUCAUCGAAAACGACAUGAAGAAGGUCGCGCAAACGAAAGAGACAGACGAAGAUCUGCUCUCCUGCUUCUUCCAAUCCCAGCAGUUGCCAGAACCGGUAGACGUGAACGUCAUGACGCCCCCUCAUCAAGAGCAAUCGCCUCCAAACCCAAUCGAGGAGUUCUCGAAUCACCUCAACUACGAACUCUUUGGAGAGCUGGACUUCACUACACUGCUGCCCUCUGAAAUGCCUCAGCCCAAAGCCCAACAAUUUCUUUUCCCGACUCCACCUCACUCAGAAAACGCAGCCAGUCCCAUGUCGGAUUCCCAAGGGUCUUUUAGGACUUCUGAGUACACCUAUUCCCCUGAUCGAUCAGUCAUUUUCUCCCCUGAAAGAUCAUCCCCCAUUUGCAACAGUGAUUACGAGAAAUUCCAAGAUAUUUCGAACUUCGACGACUCUCCCAUUCAAGAUGAGGUGGUUAGAGGAAGAGAGCGCACAAAUUCUCUUUCUAUGACGAUGAAGCAGUACAAGGAUUUGCAGAAGGAGCUCUCUCAGUCUUUCUCGAAGAAAGAUUGCUGUCAAAUGACUCUGAAGCCGUGUAAGGCGCUGUUUCAAGAGCAUUUGCAGAAAUUGAAGACUGAUGAGAGAAAGAAUUUAUGCCUCAAAGUCGCCAAGAUGGAGCUGAAACAUGCCUAUGGAGUGCUGCAGCACGUCCUGAUCAGCCUGAGCCAGCCGUGCUCGCAGGAGCCGCUCCUGCACGCCCUCUUCUGUCUGCUCGGCGAGCGGGUGCUGUCGCAGGAGCCCGACUGGUUCCAAGACGACUUUGGUGAGUGGUCACUUAAGUUUAGGACGAGAGUUCGAGGAGUCCUGGUCAGCCUGAGCCAGCCUUGCUCGCAGGAGCCGCUCCUGCACGCCCUUUUCUGUCUGCUCGGCGAGCGGGUGCUGUCGCAGGAGCCCGACUGGUUCCAAGACGACUUUGGGCUGAACCUUCUAAAAUCCGCCGUGCUGAGGUGCCCGCAGCGCCCGCUUCUGACGCGAUACCUCGUGCAGUGCGUCCGCACGGCUGUGCGCGUCAACCCUGCGCUUACUGAGGGAAAGGACUCUGUCUUCCACGAGGUGGACGCGCAAGGCGACACCCUGGUGACAGCCUGCGCGCGUCGUGGCGACUCCUGCGCCGACGCAUUGGCCGAGCUCGUACGACGCGACGACGCGACGCUGCUGCCGCUGUUCAGGAUACACCACGUCAAUGCCGACGGGUCUUCGGCUUUGCACGUGGCGUGCAGCGAGCACAGCGCGUCGCGCCCGCGUCUACACAUCGCGCACGUGCUACUAGAGCACGCCGGAGCCGACUUAUGGCAAGGGGACUCAAAAGCGGGUGAUACCCCUGUUCACAUGGCGGUCAACUCCAAGGACUGUGACUUAAAGCUCAUCAUGGUUCUGUUCAAGCACGUCGACAGAAAGGUGUGGAAGAAACUGGCGCACACACCUAACAUGUGCUCGACGACGCCUCUCGAGUAUGCGCGAUCAGCAACCAAGUCUCAAGUAAGAGAUGGAUAUCCUACUGAAGUGCUGGAAUUUCUCAAGAAAUGCCGUUAAAUUGAAGAAUUCAUCAAUGAAAAGCACACCAACAUGUCAAUCAUAUGUCUAAAAAAGUAAAAAAGGUAUUUUGUAGCUGUAACACUGAAGUAUCCCAAAGAAGACAGUGACAGGAGGACGCUACUAUCAAUACAUAUUAAAACUUUUCAAGUUUUGUCGAAUACUGUAAGAUUUUAAAACUCUUUUUCAAUGUACAAUUCUAGAACACUAUUUCGAGGUACAAUAAUUGUAGUUUUUAAUUCGAGACAAAACUGGUGUUACAAAAUGAAAUGGUGAUAAAAAAUAUUGUGCAUUCGAACACGCACAGAGUGUCGAGCGAUUUGUCGCAUGGAUAACUUGCUUUGGACCCCAGGGUGUUUUAAAAACUGCCUUUAAGGAAACUCAAAAACAGCCAACAAAAGCAAAAUAAGACACAGGAACAUACAACUCUAUUUGUAAUCAAUCUGUCUCGAAUUAUAAAGUUGAUGCAAGAAACAUAUGAUACCUACAUUCAUUUUAGAACCAUCCACAAAUAGUUUUGUCUUUAUUAACUAACACGAAAAAGAGUUUUAAAUAAGCUUGUAGACUGAUACCACAAAAUUAACACGAUUUGCAGAUUUUAGUGACCUUCAGAUAAAAACGAAAUUAACACAUUAUAAGUAAAUGAAAAGUACACGAUUUAAAACUGCAUAAAUCAAUACUGAAUUGGAUGAAUAGAUUUUUCUCAUCAAAUUGUACAUAAAUUUUGUUGUAUUACAUUUAGUUAUCGGUGCGAAUUCGUCAGAAAAAUUAACACUUUUCAUGCGAUUUCUACAGACAAUUUUAGUACGAAUUCGCACUGUCUUAAUAAAUAUAAUGCAUGGUCCAAUGACAAUUAUUUUUAAUACUAACACGUAUUUUUAGAGCACUAAAGUACAUAUUUGUAGGCUCCGUUUUCAAAUCAAACAUAAAAGAUAAAUUUUGACUACGCACUGUAAAAUUAGUUAUUUUUUACAUAAAAAAUAUGACGUAUUUUAACUGUAUGGAGACGAAUAAAUCGUUAGAUUUUUAAAUUAGUAAAUUUUGGAAAAAUAAAUUAGGCUCGAUUGCACCAUCUUACUUUAACUUUAACAAACGUCAAGUCUAUCCAACUCCAUUCAAAAAACACCGGUAAGGUUUUAGUCACGGUUAAAUUAAGGUGGUGCAACUCGGCCUUAGUUUUCUUGAAAAAGCAAUCAUUUUGUGUUGUAAAUAUAUUUUUCUAAUCACUUUACUAACAAUUUGAGUCUUUCAUAGACAAAAUUAUAAAAUAAGGAAAGGUUGUUGCUAGAAUAAGUUGAUAUGUAUUACGAAUAUAAAACGUUUCUUAACAGAUGUUAGUGCCUUAUAAAUUGAGAUUAAAACAAAAAUUAAAAUUUCAUAGCUGUUAAGAUUUUUCAGAUCCAUAAUAAUAAUAUACUUACGAGUAAAAGUAUGGAAUCACCCCAUUGUAUUGUUCCGAUCUUAAGUACUGAAUGACUAUGUAUGUAUCUUUGGUAGGUAUCAAUUUCAAGUUUAUAAUAGACCUUCAAAACGGUACCAUUUUUAUUUAUUUUCUAUUAGUAAUUUUGUUUCUAAGACCGCUCGGAACAUAAAGGUGAUUCCAUAGUUUUUCUCUCGAGUCUUUAUUCAAUUAUGGAUUUUAUUAAUUUCGAAUUAUUUGUAUUCGUAUUUAGGCGUUGUGUUAUGUAUGUAUAUUUUGAUUCAAUUAUAAACUCGUGUGUACGUUUAUAAUUUAGUAAGCCAUGUCAAUCAUGAUUUUAGAAUUUAGAUGAACUGUAUAAAAUGACAGUUUUUUUUAUACAUUUAUGUAUAAAAGGUGAUAUUUAAUCAGCCUUACGUAAAAUAGUACGAAGCAUAGUUCGCGCUAAUAAACUUGCAAUCAUGCAAAACGUAAAAAGAAGAAAUAAAAAUUUGUCUAUGCCUUAUGUAUGAUGUGCCUAUCUUUAGGCAAAAAAGUUACUGUAUUUGUUUCAAUUGUUUUUUCUUAUUGUUAUAAAAACAAUUUUUAAAAAUAUUGGCGCGAAUACUAUAGGUCCCGGAUAUUUUAAAGUUAAAAUAUCCAGAAAUAAUAUUAUUAGAUCACAUUGUUUGAAAUGAAAAAUUAUGAAAACUCCUUGAAUAUCGAUUCAUCCAGGAGUCCAAAUGCAUUAACAUAACAUAGUGUAUGUUUUUCUUAUUUAGGAUGUAUUUUUUUCAUUUUAUUCACUUUCAUCACACGGUUUUUUUGGUUUAGUUUUGAUCUCUGCAUUUAUAACGAUCUGAACCGCGUGUUAGUAUUUAGUUUUAUUUAAAAUUCGACCGACAUGCCCACCAUUUUAAAAUUCGUUACCUGUUUGAUCAAAAAAUUACGUCAAAAAAUAUAUUUGAUCAAGUCUUGUAAAUAGGCAUCAUUAUUUUAAGUCAUUAAUAUAAGUAUUGAUUAAUGAAUUAAUAAUUAAGUUUUUGAAAUAUAUUUUUGGAUCGAAGAUAUUGUCGGAGGUUGAUAUUGCUUGAAUUUUGAAAGAACAAAAAUGUUGUGAUUUAAUUUUUCAAUAAAUGGUGCUAUGUAAUGAUUGUUAUGAAAAGAUUUACAAAUAGUUGGCUAGAAUUAAGUUUUGAUAUAGAUUAACAUGAACUCGAGUUUAUACGGAUUUUGAAAACCAACAUAAUAGUCAAAAUCGCAUAAUUAUGUGAAGUUGUGGAGUAACUUUUGUCGAUGAUAUACGUAAAUGCAUAAUAAAUAUAAAUGUAUAACUUCUUUAAACUUGAGAUUUUGUAGCUUCGAUCAAAUACGAAAAUAAAAACGUAGGUAAUUAUUAUGAAUAAUUUGUAAUAAAAUUUACAUUUAAGCCAUUGAAGUUUUUAAUUACCUCCAUUUUGGAAUCAAGAAAACCGUUAUAAGAAUUGACAUUUGUUUUUACAUAAUAAAUUGUUGUAAUGUUUGAA